AUGGACCGCGGCCGCGUAACUCCCUCGCUGCGAGUUGUGGCGUCGAAAGACUCCCGCACAGAACUCCUGGCGUGGCUGAACGAGUUGCUCGACAACAACGCCGCCGCCGCCGGGGGCCAGCCGCUGCCGCGGCUGCACAAAGUGGAGCAGUGCAGCAACGGUGUGCCGUAUGUGCUGCUGCUUCCCUCCCUGCUCGCAACACCGUACCCGCCGCUCACGGCAAAGGCCAAGACGAACGCCAAGCACGAGUUCGACGCCGUGGUGAACAUGAAGCUUUUCAUGGACGCCUUGCACAAAAACGGCAUCCCUCGCCCGGAGGUCCUGAGCAAGGACUUGGAUAAAGUUAUCAAGGGAGCCUACCAGGCAAACCUGCAGCUGCUGCAGUGGUUCCGCGGGCUCUACGACGCGCUGUCAGCGAGCCCUGCUGAGCGGACGCAGCGGAGGACUUCAUUGGGGGAACCAGCGGAUCCCGACGCCGCUGCCCCAUCCCGCCCAGCAGAGGGCGCACCGCCGCCGAACGACUGCGAAGGCCCCCAUGCCGAGGCAGAGACGGCAGCGAGGGCUGCAGUUUUGUCGGGGAGGGUUCCUUCGGCUCAGCCAGCAUCACGGGCAUCCGCUGCGUCCCACCCUGCACACAGCCAAGAGGCAUCGGCCCAGCCAGCUUCGGCGACGGCAAAGCGGAGCUCUUCUUUUCACGGGUCAGGAAACGCUCUAGUUGCACGCCCCUCCUCCGCGUAUAGGCGACAGGUGGCGCCGGGGAGGGGCCAUGUCUCUCCGGCGCGUGGGUACUCCGCUGCACGGAGGGAGGUGGCGCGAGACCGGACCCCAAGCACCUCCUCACGCGGCGCAGGCGAGGCCGCACGCGCCGCACGGCCCGCGUCUUCGUUGCUGCGAAGUGGCAACUCCACAAAGCGCUUUGAGGGAGGCAGGGACCCGGAGCUGGGUCCCGGCGGCAAGGCACCCGGCACAGGGAGCACCGCUGCCCGCCCCGCCACUGCAGUUUCCCUGCGGAACAUGGCGGCAACAUCACUCACCACCACCACCACCACCGCUGCACGGGCGCCGCUGGAGAGAAGCGGCGCCCGUCCUCUCGUGGACUGCAGCAGCACAGACCUCAACGCCCCCCCCGGCUCCCCGAUGGGGGGACCAAAACGGACUUCGACGCUGCGCCGUGGGGCCGACUCACUCGCCACUAGUGCCUCGCAAGCUGGGCCCGCCGGGUUAUUUCAUUCCUCCCGGGUAGGGACGCCAGUGCACUCGUUUCGCCACUCGCGAUCGCUGAGUGGCGGCGGGAGCAACGGCGACCCGUCCAUGUCGGCGGCGCUCGCAGCGGUGAAGAACGAACGACAGUUUUACUACGACAAGCUGCGUCUAAUUGAGAACCUAGUCGGACCAGUGGCGGAGCAGAACGAGGGGUCACCGGAGACGAAGCAUUUGGCCCGCUCCGUGUUGGAGAUACUGUACGCCGCGGCGUGA
This is a messenger RNA of Trypanosoma conorhini, 1476 nucleotides long. Its product is annotated as microtubule-associated protein, RP/EB family. Bases 1 to 1476 code for a protein of 491 amino acids. Gene Ontology annotation, molecular function: microtubule plus-end binding. NCBI's taxonomy places the organism in Eukaryota, Euglenozoa, Kinetoplastea, Trypanosomatida, Trypanosomatidae. Gene Ontology annotation, biological process: protein localization to microtubule plus-end; regulation of microtubule polymerization or depolymerization; spindle assembly. Gene Ontology annotation, cellular component: microtubule plus-end; cytoplasmic microtubule; spindle midzone. The record is from RefSeq and is a predicted model, not a curated record. The transcript has a single exon.